AUGAAUCCCGAGUGGGGCCCUCCCGAGAAGGAUGGACUCUAUGACCCCGCCCAGGAGCGAGAGGCUUGCGGCGUUGGCUUCAUCGUCGCCAUCGACGGCCGCCGGUCUCACAAGAUUGUGCGAGAUGCAGAGAAGCUGGCUAAACGUAUGAACCACAGAGGUGCCUGCGCUUGUGAUAAUGACACUGGUGACGGAGCAGGAGUCCUCACUGCUAUUCCACAUUCCUUUUAUGUUCAUGAACUCAGGGAACAGCAAAGCGUUGAGCUUCCACCACUCGGCCAGUAUGCGACUGGUAUUGUGUAUAUGGAUAAGGUUCAUCAUGCAGAAAGUGAGGAGAAAUUUGCAAAAGUUGCAGAAAAUUACAAACUUAAGGUACUGUGUUGGCGUACAGUUCCGACUUUCAGUGCCGGUAUUGGAGAAGUUGCAAGAAACAGUGAGCCUUUUAUGAGGCAAGUGUUCAUCACAGCUGAAACUGAGGAUGAAGAGACCUUUAAAAGGAAUGUUUGGAUGCUUCGAAAGAAGGCUACACAUACCAUUCCCAAACCUGGAAUCAGGUUUUAUAUUUGUUCCUUAUCUAAUUCAAUUAUCGUAUACAAGGGACAAUUCACAUCUGACCAGUUAUGGGAAUAUUUUGCUGAUUUAAAAUCACCAGAUUUUGAGACGUAUUUAGCGCUUGUACAUACACGUUUUUCAACAAACACAUUCCCAAGCUGGGAGAGGGCACAUCCGCUAAGAUGUUUAGCUCACAAUGGUGAAAUCAACACACUCAGAGGAAAUGUUAACUUCAUGAAGGCUAGAGAAGGUGUCAUGAAGAGCCCGUACAUUGAAAAUCUCAAAGACCUGUAUCCAGUUGUAGAGCCUAAUCUUUCAGAUUCUGGUAGUCUUGACUGCGUCCUCGAAUUCCUCGUCAUGGCAGGAGGACGUCCAUUGCCAGAGGCUGUGAUGACGAUGGUGCCUGAAGCUUGGCAGAAUGAUGGAACAAUGCCCAAAGACAAAAGAGACUUCUACCAAUGGGCUGCGUGCGUUAUGGAACCAUGGGAUGGUCCAGCACUUCUCACAUUUACCGAUGGCAGAUAUGUUGGAGCAAUCUUAGACAGGAAUGGUCUUCGUCCUUCUAGAUUUUGGUUAACCAAGGACAAUAUGUUGGUAAUGGCAUCUGAAGUUGGUGUUUAUGAUACUGACCCAGCAAAUAUUAAAUUAAAGAGCCGUUUGAAACCAGGCAGAAUGUUGUUGGUUGAUACUAAAGAAAAAACAAUGAUUCAAGAUGUUGAAGUUAAAAAACGAAUUGCCAAUAGCAGGAAUCAUUCUCAGUGGUUGAAGGAACAGAUUACCAUGAGUGAAUUGCGUGAGGCAGCUAAAGAUAUCAAAGUAACACCUGACGAAGGCUUCCUUCCGAAUGGAUGCAUCACAACCAACUGCGUCUCAGAAAUUUCCGACCAAGACAUCAGUAGGAUAUGGGGAGGGGAUCGGAGGCUUUCCCUGUUUAGUUACACUAUUGAAACUAUCACGAUGCUCAUCCUUCCUAUGUUGAAAACAAAGAAAGAAGCUCUUGGUUCUAUGGGAAACGAUGCCCCAUUUGCUUGCCUCUCUCAAUUUGAACCUCUUUUAUAUGAUUAUUUCAAGCAGUUGUUUGCUCAGGUUACAAACCCACCGAUAGAUCCAUUCAGAGAAAAAGUGGUGAUGUCUCUAUUAUGCCCAAUCGGCCCAGAAGCUAAUAUUCUUGUACCAGGUGCUGUACAAUGCCAUAGGUUGUUCCUUCCUCACCCAAUAAUAUCUCUUCCUGAUCUUGAGGUUUUGAAAAAGAACACGCAUAGAGGAUGGAGGACAAAGGUAGUGGAUAUAACGUUUGACAAAGAUGAAGGACCAUCAGGAUUACAGAACACUCUAAAUAGAGUUUGUGAAGAGGCCAACAACGCUGCCAUUGAAGGUUAUCAACUCAUCUGUUUGUCAGACAGGACUGCCGGAGCUCAAAGAGUACCCGUCAGCGCACUUUUAGCUCUUGGUGCUACACAUCACCACCUGAUUGAGACGAGGCAGAGAAUGAAGGUGGGGCUUAUCUUGGAAACUGGAGAAGCCAGAGAGGUCCACCAUAUGUGCGUGUUACUCGGCUAUGGUGCUGAUGCCAUUUGUCCUUACUUAGUGUUUGAAAUGGUCAGGAGUCUGAGGGAAGAGGGUGUAUUUGAUCCUUCGUUUACAGAUCAAAUAUUGUAUACCAACUAUUCAGAAGCUAUGGAAAGAGGUAUAGCUAAAGUAAUGGCCAAAAUGGGCAUAUCUACACUACAAUCUUAUAAAGGAGCCCAAAUCUUUGAAGCAGUCGGCCUUUCUGAUGAAGUCAUUGACAAAUGUUUCAAAGGGACUCCUUCAAGAAUAGGUGGGAUUAGUUUUGAAAUUUUAGCCAAUGAGACCUAUGAGAGGCAUUACCUUGCUUACACAGACAAAGAUAACCUUGUUUUGAGAAACCCGGGUGUUUACCAUUGGAGGAUGGGAGGAGAGAAGCACAUAAAUGACCCGCUAAGUAUUGCGAAUCUCCAGGAAGCCGCUGUUAGCAACAAUAAAAAUGCAUAUGAGCGAUUUAAGGAGUCAACUCUUGAGAGCAUAAGAAAUUGCACUCUUAGAGGCCAAUUGGAAAUAGUCUACAGUGACAAUCCGGUCGACAUUUCGGAAGUUGAACCAGCAGCAGAGAUUGUUAAAAGAUUUGCUACUGGUGCUAUGAGCUUUGGUAGUAUAUCUCUAGAAGCCCAUACAACCUUAGCUAUGGCCAUGAACAAAGUAGGAGCCAAGUCGAACACGGGAGAAGGAGGUGAAAAUGCGGAGCGCUAUUUGAAUCAAGAUCCUGAAAAGAAUAUGAGAUCAGCAAUUAAACAAGUUGCUUCUGGAAGAUUUGGAGUCACAAGUUCGUAUUUGGCGCAUGCUGACGAUUUGCAGAUAAAAAUGGCCCAGGGUGCAAAGCCUGGUGAGGGUGGUGAACUUCCAGGAUAUAAGGUUACAAAAGAUAUAGCCAAGACAAGGCACUCUGUCCCUGGAGUAGGCCUGAUAUCGCCUCCGCCUCACCAUGACAUUUACUCUAUUGAAGACUUGGCAGAAUUAAUUUAUGACUUGAAGUGUGCCAAUCCGAAUGCUAAAAUCUCUGUUAAAUUGGUCUCUGAAGUUGGUGUUGGAGUCGUUGCUUCAGGUGUUGCCAAGGGCAAAGCUGAGCACAUUACUAUAUCUGGUCAUGAUGGUGGAACUGGAGCCAGCUCAUGGACUGGUAUUAAGAAUGCAGGCCUGCCGUGGGAGUUAGGGAUUGCAGAAACCCAUCAAGUUCUUGUGUUAAAUAACCUCAGGUCCAGGAUAAUUUUGCAGGCAGAUGGACAAAUCAGAACUGGGUUUGACGUAGUGGUUGCUGCUCUCCUCGGAGCUGAUGAGUUUGGUUUUAGUACAGCUCCAUUGAUCGUCAUGGGAUGUACGAUGAUGAGGAAAUGCCAUCUUAACACAUGCCCUGUUGGUAUCGCCACUCAGGAUCCAAUCUUACGGAAAAAAUUCAGCGGAAAGCCAGAACAUGUUAUUAACUAUCUGUUCAUGCUAGCUGAAGAAAUAAGAACAAUCAUGUCUCAGUUGGGAAUCAAGAAAUUUCAAGAAUUGAUUGGCCGCACCGAUCUCUUAAAACCUUCCGAACACACCAAGAGCCCUAAAGCCAAGCUACUUUCAUUUGCUCCACUUUUGAAAAAUGCUUUGCAUCUCCGCCCUGGUGUUAAUAUCGUUGGAGGUUCUGUGCCUCAGGACUUCCAACUAGAAAAGAGAAUCGACCAACCGAUAAUCGAGCAAUGUAUGCCUGUGAUAAAUGGUGAAAAGGAACACAUUGAUUUGGAACUAACAAUUAACAAUGAAUGUCGUACGUUUGGUGCAACAUUGAGUUACCAUAUUUCAAUAAAACAUGGUGAUGCUGGCUUGCCUCCUAACAGCAUCAACAUCAGCCUUAAAGGUUCAGCUGGACAGAGUUUCUGUGCAUUCUUGACAAACGGAGUGCAUGUGACUUUGGAAGGAGAUGCCAAUGAUUACGUUGGAAAGGGACUUUGCGGAGGUGAAGUAGUCAUUUACCCACCCAAAACUUCAGACUUUGAUUCUGGUCAAAAUGUGAUCGUUGGUAAUGUCUGUCUGUACGGUGCGACAUCAGGAAAGGCAUUCUUUAGGGGUAUUGCUGCUGAAAGAUUCUCAGUCAGAAAUUCUGGAGCAGUGACAGUAGUCGAGGGCGUUGGUGAUCAUGGCUGUGAAUACAUGACUGGUGGCUGUGCGAUUAUUUUGGGACUGACUGGUAGGAAUUUUGCUGCUGGUAUGUCGGGUGGCAUUGCCUAUGUUCUCGAUAUAGAUGGAUCUUUCAGAGGUAAAUGUAAUCAAGAAAUGGUCGAACUGCUUCCUCUAGAAAAACAGGAAGACCUUGAUUAUGUGGAAUCGUUACUGAAAGAAUUUGAAGAAAAGACUUCGUCGCUGAUAGCUGCCGAUUUGUUGAAAGCAUGGCCUCAACCUGCCAAGGAUUUCAUCAAGGUAUUCCCGUAUGAGUAUCAGAGAGCUCUGGCCCAACUUGCUGAAGAAGCAAGUACGAAGAAGAUGGAAGGAGAUGUCCCAGCAAUAGCAAAUCACGUACAACAGAUUGCUGACAUAGAAGAAAUAGUAACGGACAUUCCUAAAGAGAAAAAGAGACUAGAAAAGACAUUAGAUAAAGUCAGGGGCUUUGUGAAGUACUCUCGAGAGACCGGCCUGUACCGAGCUGCAGAGAAGAGGCUGAAGGAUUGGGACGAAAUUUAUAACUUCACCCAUGUAAGGAAAGGUCUCAGGGUUCAAGCCGCUAGGUGCAUGGAGUGCGGCGUGCCGUUCUGCCAGAGCAGCCAUGGCUGCCCGCUUGGUAAUAUUAUUCCCAAGUGGAACGAUCUCGUCUUCCACAACAACUGGAGGGAGGCACUAAAUCAACUUCUUCAAACAAACAAUUUCCCAGAGUUCACCGGAAGAGUGUGCCCUGCACCUUGCGAGGGUGCCUGCGUGCUUGGAAUUAACGAACCUCCAGUGACCAUCAAGAACAUUGAGUGUGCCAUCAUAGACCAUGCAUUCGAGCAGGGAUGGAUAACGGCCCAACCUCCUCCAUUCAGGACUGGCAAGAAGGUCGCUAUCGUAGGCUCUGGGCCUUCAGGACUUGCGGCUGCUCAUCAGCUGAACAAGGCUGGGCAUACUGUCGCCGUUUUUGAAAGAAACGAUCGUGCUGGAGGUCUCUUACAGUAUGGUAUACCGACCAUGAAGCUGUCUAAGGAAGUUGUCCAGAGAAGGGUGAAGCUCCUCCAAGAAGAGGGUGUUGAUUUCAAGACCAAUGUUAACGUCGGAAAAGAUAUUACUGCGAAGGAACUUCAUGAUGAAUACGAUGCUGUGGUUUUAUGCACGGGAGCCACCUGGCCCAGAGACUUGCCAAUUCCCGGUAGGCAACUUUCGGGUAUCUACUUUGCCAUGUCAUUCCUUGAGUCGUGGCAAAAGAAACAAAUGGGCAACUCCAUUACUCCCAUCUCGGCCAAAGAUAAAGAUGUGAUUGUCAUUGGUGGAGGUGAUACCGGGUGUGACUGCAUUGCAACCUCUCUGAGACAGGGAGCUGCUUCUAUUACAACAUUUGAGAUCCUUCCUGAGCCACCAGAAAAGAGGGGGAAGGACAAUCCUUGGCCGCAGUUCCCGAGGGUCUUCAAGGUUGAUUACGGCCAUGAAGAAGUCAAAGUCAAGUUUGGAAACGAUCCAAGAAUAUUUUCAACCCUCAGCAAGGAGUUCAUUGAUGAUGGAAAUGGUAAUGUAGCUGGAAUCAGAACAGUAAAAGUAAGCUGGACCAAGGAUGAAACAGGGCGAUGGAAGAUGGAAGAAGUUCCCGGUUCAGAAGUGAUAAUCAAAGGUCAAUUAGUCCUGCUUGCUAUGGGCUUCCUUGGUCCUGAGAAAUAUAUAGCUAAUGAGUUGGACCUCGACUUAGACCCAAGGUCUAACUAUGAGACACCUAAUGGAAAAUAUUCCACGUCAGUACCUAAAGUAUUUGCUGCUGGAGACUGUAGAAGAGGCCAAUCGCUGGUUGUAUGGGCAAUCAGCGAGGGCCGGUUAGCAGCUAGAGAAGUUGAUGCCUACUUGAUGGGCAAGACAACGCUUCCUGGACCGGGCGGAGUCAUCACCACCCUGACUGCCAGCCAGAAAGGGUAA
Nezara viridula (southern green stink bug) is the source of this 6192-nucleotide messenger RNA. Lineage: Eukaryota; Metazoa; Arthropoda; Insecta; Hemiptera; Pentatomidae. The record is from the annotation of a GenBank genome assembly.